CUCUCUCUCUCUCUCUCUCUCUCUCUCCCCCAUUGUGCGUGAUUCAUUUAUAAUUAAUCUCUUUCCCUCGUGACCCUCCUCUCUCCUUCCUCUUCUCUCUCUCUCUCUCUCUCUCUCUCACCUUCUAACCUCUUUGCAACUUUCCGGAUCUCGUCUUUGGGGGGUACCAAGAGAGAGCGGCCGGCAGCCGAACGACGAGCAGAACGAGCUCAGGAAGACCCAUUUGAUUACGUAGAGUAGGAUGACCAAGACCUUGUAAAGAGUGGGAGGAGGAGAAGGAGGGUUUGUAUUAACAGGGUAUUAUAUACUUGCUCUCACUCUGUGGAAAUGACUGUUGACGAUCCGCCUACUAUGAUGGCACGUGGUGGUGUGAGGGCGAGCCAGCCUUCUUUCAGCUCAAACAGCAACAAUGGUAAUGGUAAUGGCAACACCACCCCCUCGCAUAGUUCGGCCUCGAGCAUGAACGGCGGGGAUGGUUAUGAAAGCGACGGCUCAAACUUUGCUCCUCCUACGCCAAUGACCUUGUCAAUGUCCAUCCCUGCUGAGCUUGCUGGUGCUAUACCUUUAAUUGAUAGGUUCCAGGUUGAGGGCUUUUUGAAAGCAAUGCAAAAGCAGAUCCAUUCAGCUGGAAAACGCGGAUUUUUCUCAAAAAAAUCUCUAGGGCCGCAAGCUCGUGAAAAGUUUACUUUGGAGGAUAUGUUGUGUUUCCAAAAGGAUCCUAUCCCCACUUCUUUGCUUAAAAUUAGUAGCGAUCUGGUAAGCCGCUCUAUUAAGUCGUUCCAUAUUAUACUGAAGUACAUAGGACUCGAGGCAUCAGACAAAACAACUCUGUUGACCCUGGAUGAUCGGAUUGGGCUUGUAGUGAAACUUUACAAGCAUACUCUGAAGCGUUCUGAACUUCGAGAUGAGCUUUUUGCUCAGAUUUCAAAGCAAACACGCAAUAAUCCUGAUAGGAGUUGGUCAAUAAGAGCUUGGGAGCUCUUGUAUUUAUGUGCGUCCUCCAUGCCUCCUAGUAAGGAUAUUGGAGCAUAUUUAUCAGAGUAUGUUCAUUAUAUUGCUCAUGGGACGACUACUGAUUCUGAGGUCCGGAUUCUUGCAUUGAACACAUUAAAUGCUUUGAAGCGUUCGGUGAAGGCAGGGCCUAGGGUUACAAUUCCAGCCCGUGAGGAGAUAGAGGCUCUUCUGACCGGUAAAAAGCUUACGACAAUUGUGUUUUUCUUGGAUGAAACUUUUGAAGAGAUUACCUUCGACAUGGCAACAACUGUUGCUGAUGCUGUUGAGGAACUUGCACGGAUCAUCAAACUUUCAGUCUACUCCAGUUUCAGUCUCUUUGAGUGUCGAAAGGUUGUCAGUGGAUCGAAAUCUUCUGAUGUUGGCAAUGAGGAAUAUAUCGGAUUAGAUGAUAACAAAUAUAUUGGUGAUUUGCUUGCUGAAUUCAAGUCAGCUAAGGACCGCAACAAAGGAGAGAUUUUGCACUGCAAACUUGUAUUUAAGAAACGGCUAUUUCGGGAAUCUGACGAAGCUGUGGAAGAUCCAAUGUUCGUUCAGCUCUCUUAUGUGCAGCUACAACAUGAUUAUAAUUUGGGAAAUUAUCCAGUUGGGAGGGAUGAUGCUGCACAACUCUCUGCUCUUCAAAUUCUUGUUGAGAUUGGGUUUGUGGACAACCCUGAUUCAUGUGUUGAAUGGAUAUCACUUCUUGAACGGUUCUUACCUAGACAGAUUGCGGUUACAAGAGGAAAACGGGAGUGGGAGCUUGACAUUAUCUCUCGCUAUCAAUUAAUGGAACACUUGUCGAAGGAUGAUGCGAGGCAACAGUUCCUCAGAAUUCUGAGGUCUCUCCCUUACGGAAACUCAGUUUUCUUCAGUGUGCGAAAGAUAGAUGACCCAAUAGGCCUUUUACCUGGAAGGAUCAUUUUGGGCAUCAACAAACGUGGGGUGCACUUUUUCCGCCCUGUUCCUAAAGAGUACUUGCACUCUGCUGAAUUGAGAGAUAUAAUGCAAUUUGGUAGCAGCAACGCUGCUGUUUUCUUUAAGAUGAGAGUCGCUGGUGUUCUUCACAUUUUCCAAUUUGAAACAAAGCAGGGGGAAGAAAUAUGUGUUGCUCUUCAAACACACAUAAAUGAUGUGAUGCUGCGCCGAUAUUCAAAGGUGAGGGCUGCUGCCGGUGCAUCUAUUCAGAAUGAUAUUUCUCAGUCAGUAAAGCCACCAAGCACGGAAAUAUAUGAGAAGCAUGCACUGGAUUUAUCGAGAGCAGUUGAAGAAUCUCAAAAAAAUGCGGAUCGGUUGUUGCAGGAGCUGCAUACAAAGCAGAAAGAAGAAAGGCAGAUGCAGGAGGAUUUAGAAGCGCUAAGAGAUGCUUUGCAGUCUGAGAGAGAAAAUUUAAUGGAAGUGACAUCCGACCGUGAUAGAAUCAAGUCGCUGUUCGAUGAAAAAGAAGUUGCUUUGCAGUCUGCAAUGUUGGAAAAAACCAAAUUGGAGGCUAUGUUGGCAAGAAUGAACACUCAAGAGCUUUUUUCAUCAGAGAAUAAUCAUAAUGGAGCAGAUGCUGAUGGCGGCACACAGGUGUUGAGUAAGAUUCAGGAGGAGUUGAAGACAUGUAGGAAAGAACUGCAUGCGUCAAAAGAAACCUUUAAGAAGCUGCUGAUGGAAAAAUCUCUGCUUGAACAGAAGGUCCAAAGGCUUGAGAGAAUGACAAAUGAAGAGAAAAGUGCAUUGGAAAAAUUUUACGAUGAGAAUCGGAAACUUAGAGUGCAGAAAGCAGAACUGGAGCAGAAGUUGGAAAGCACCUCACAAGCCUUAACAGCAGCUGAAUCUAGGCUUACGCUGAGAAAUGCUGAACUAGAUACAUUGCAGAACAACGUAAAAGAACUUGAAGAAUUGCGAGAAUUUAAAGCAGACAUUGAUAGGAAGAAUGAGCAAACAGCUGCAAUUUUACAGAAGCAAGGUGCUCAGUUGGCUGAAUUAGAAGCACUCUAUAGGGAAGAGCAAAUUUUGCGAAAACGAUACUAUAAUACAAUUGAAGAUAUGAAAGGGAAGAUAAGAGUUUUCUGCCGUUUGCGUCCUUUGAGUGAUAAGGAAAUCGCUGAAAGAGAAAAGAAUGUAGUUGUGAGUCCUGAUGAAUUCACAGUUGCGCAUCCAUGGAAAGAUGAUAAGUCAAAGCAACACAUUUAUGAUCGUGUUUUUGACCAAAAUGCCUCUCAAGAUGAAGUAUUUGAAGACACAAUGUAUUUGGUACAAUCUGCUGUUGAUGGGUAUAAUGUUUGUAUAUUUGCUUACGGACAAACUGGUUCUGGGAAGACUUUCACUAUUUAUGGUUCAGAAAACAAACCCGGACUUACUCCAAGGGCAACUGCUGAACUUUUUAAGGUGAUAAAACGCGAUAGCAGCAAAUAUUCAUUUUCUUUGAAGGUUUAUAUGAUCGAACUUUAUCAAGACACGCUCGUGGACCUCUUACUUCCUAAAAAUGCGAAGCGGCUGAAGUUAGAAAUCAAGAAGGAUUCAAAGGGCAUGGUGUCUAUUGAGAAUGUGACUGUUGUGCAAAUAUCAACAUUUGAAGAACUAAGGGCUGUUAUUUCGAGAGGAUCCGAGCAACGUCAUACUGCUGGAACUCAUAUGAAUGAUGAAAGCUCAAGAUCACACUUGAUACUGUCAAUUAUCAUUGAGAGUACCAAUCUUCAGACUCAGACUCACGCAAGAGGAAAGCUUAGUUUUGUAGAUCUUGCGGGUUCUGAGAGGGUAAAGAAGUCCGGUUCAGCCGGAAAUCUAUUGAAAGAGGCACAAAGUAUCAACAAAUCUCUCUCUGCUCUUGGAGAUGUGAUUAGUGCUUUGUCUUCCGACGGACAGCACAUACCAUACAGGAACCACAAGUUGACAAUGCUCAUGAGCGAUUCUCUGGGGGGAAAUGCCAAAACCCUAAUGUUUGUGAAUGUCUCUCCAGCAGAAUCGAACUUGGACGAAACUUACAAUUCGUUAGUGUAUGCAUCGAGAGUACGGUGUAUAGUAAAUGAGGCAAGCAAGAACAUCUCCUCAAAAGAAGUCACGCGCUUAAAGAAGCUGGUCGCUUACUGGAAAGAACAAGCGGGAAAGCGUGGUGAUGAUGAGGAAUUAGAAGAGAUACAGGAAGAGCGCCCUACAAGAGAGAGAGAGAAGGAGAGAGAGAGAGAAAUCUUGCCGCCAAUUAAAAGAAAUUGAUGAACAAUUUGCCUAUCUCCGGUAUGCAUCGUUUGCGUUGGCGCUCGGAUGGCAUAUUAAUAAUAAUGAUCAAGUCCAUUCGCUAACAAGAGAUGAAUUUUCUCUUGCAAAUGUUUUGAUAUACCCGUUGUACAGUUAGAAGAUGUAUUAGCUCCAAUGCUUGUGUAUACGAAACGAGAGAUUACAUUCCUAAGCAAGUACCUGACCAAAAAGUUAUUUCAUGAGUUUCUUUUUUCGUACAGUAUUUAACUGAAUAUGAUAACGAUGGUGAGCGAUAUAGAGGCGCAUACUGAUGCAGUUUUAGAAGGCAACCUCAACCUCUGGGAUGGGGAAAAAAUCCAUUCGCAUGUUUCGUUUCUUUUUAUUCUUGAUGGGCUGAACAUUAAUUAUUUUA
Molecule: messenger RNA, 4585 nt
Organism: Ananas comosus (pineapple)
Lineage: Eukaryota; Viridiplantae; Streptophyta; Magnoliopsida; Poales; Bromeliaceae
Product: kinesin-like protein KIN-14I
Exons: 24
Coding region: 328-4191 (1287 amino acids)
Biological process (GO): microtubule-based movement
Cellular component (GO): cytoskeleton
Molecular function (GO): ATP binding; microtubule motor activity; microtubule binding
Source: RefSeq, a predicted model, not a curated record